AUGGUUGGGGACUGUAGCUAUGACUGCUCACGACACCCCGAUAAAAUUGAAUUUGACUCUGAUAUAACUGGUACUGGGGUCAUUAUCGGAUAUGUUGCAACAGCUGGGAUUGCUAUCAUCGUGGUUAUUGCUCACUAUUUUGUCGUAUAUCAACCGAAUUUGGAUCCGUUUCGUAAGGAGAACAAUGUUGGCUGUUCUCGUGCCGUGCCGUUUCAGCCAAACCCUGUCGACCUGAUCAUCCUCCGGUGCAUCAAGUGGCCAUUCAGAGGGUUUCGUGCGUGCAUUCUCGUGAUGAGUGAUCUCCAGCUCGCUACAGGUAUUGCAAUACUCAUCAGUGGCUAUACCCAGCUCCGCUGUGGUCUUUCUUCGUACCACUGGUUGGUCAUAGGUCGUUUGGCGUGGUUCUCAAGCCUGACGCAUCUCUCGUGCCUGACCCUCUUGAGAAACUAUCUCUAUAACCGAAAACCCCAACGCCAGUGGAGACUGCUUUUUAUGCUGGCUCUCAUAAUUAUGCUUAUUACUGCAAUGGUUCCCACUGGAAGCUAUGAGUGGAAUUCCUCCGGUGAGCUGGUCCAGGUCUCCGAACAUAAUCCGCUAGGAAGCGAUUAUGCCAUCUGCCGCUUUUCCGCCCCUGUCCUCUCAGGCUCCGUUGAGGCAUUUGUGUCCAUGGUUAUACUAGUUUCCUUUAUCGGACUGGGGUUUAUCUUCCGAGUAAUCAAGCUUCACAAGCCCCUGUCUCUAUUUGUGGUUGAGACUUUGAGGAGACGUAUAAGCCACGGCUUGCGGAGGCUACUUUGGAUGUUAUAUCACUGGAGGAGCCACCCCAAAGGGCUGGGGCGCUUUGCAGGAGACAUUCUCUACUAUCCGGCGCUGGCAUUAUUCUUAUCUUUGCGCCUUGUCGCAGACCAUUUCUCCUCAAUGUUCUUUGAGGUAUACUGGCUCAUUGCCAGUUUCCUUUUGGGCUUGUGGAGUCUGCUACGGACUCUAAAUGUUUUGUUUCCAGAUCGCAACUUUCACCUUCUCUUUGACGGCAUCAGCGAUAACAGGUGGAGUUUUGGACAGGUCAUGCCCGUUAUCCUUCUCGCGACUCCUCUUAUCGCCGUACUUGAGUCUUUUUACCCAGACAAUCCGACCGGCGUUGGAUCAAAGGCGCCUGCUACCCCAAACCAUAAUCCAACCAGCAGCAUGCCCCUUGGCAUUGUGAGACCAAGCACGCCCACAAGUUCCAACUCCCCAAAAUUUAAUCCCGACCAGAACUACUAUUAUCAUUCCACUGCAAUGGGGGCAGGGACUGCUUAUGUUUUAAUGUGCGAGCUCGCGUUAUCAGGGCACUUCCUAUACUAUACCUUUGGCUCAACAGUGGUGUCAGCUGUAGAGUUCCUGGGUUUAGGAUCAUUUUGCGAGGGGGAAAGGCCCACAUUGGCACUUGGGGAUCCUCCAGACAGUGAACGUGGUCCUUAUCUCUGGUGCUUCUGCAGGGCUUAUUUUCCUACUGGUUGCCAGUGGGGUACCACACUAGAACGCGGGAUGCUAUCAGCCAAUGAAUCCGCCUUGCGAAACGAGCGUUGA
Molecule: messenger RNA, 1569 nt
Organism: Penicillium verrucosum
Lineage: Eukaryota; Fungi; Ascomycota; Eurotiomycetes; Eurotiales; Aspergillaceae
Exons: 6
Coding region: 1-1569 (522 amino acids)
Source: RefSeq, a predicted model, not a curated record